AUGUGGAGGUGAGGAAAGGGUAAAGUGAAGGUUUAUUCUUGCUAUCUAAAAUGAAAGUCAAGUUUUUUCUUUUACAUGCAGGAGAUUUGUUGCACCAAAAUUUGGUAAUGUGUAGAUUUUAGAAACUAUAGAAGUUGUUUUGGAGUUCAAUGUAUGAGAAAUCUUUAAGUAUGAUCGAGCUAUACAACAUGUAGGAAGUGCUGGUGAUGUUUUGGAAGAUGAUCCUGUUGGAAGGCUGAAAGUUUUUGUCUAUGAACUUCCAAGAAAAUACAAUAAAAAUAUUCUGCAAAAGAACCCAAGAUGCCUCACCCACAUAAGUGUCUGUCCUUUUUUCCUUGUAACCCCAGCCGCUCAUCUGCUUUUGUUUAUUCAUUCUUGGUGGUCUCUCUUUGAUUUAUCAUUGGAGUUUUCCUUCGACAGAGACUUCUUUUACAUCUUUGGAGAGUAAUACAUCGUCAUCAACAGGGUCGCUCUCCCUUAUUUAAGAAAUGGAGCAUGAACCGAUUCUCGUAGAUGAGUUCCCCAUUUCUGACGACCCGGCUUCCGAGGGGACCCAAAUCCCCCCCGAGCUUGAAGCUGGAGGAAGCCGUACCCCUCCUCCCAGGAGUCGCGGUGACUUAAUUCCCCCAGAGGUGAUUGCGAGUGCUGCUGCCCAACGAGAGCUACCACUGUCAUUUGGCUUCGACUGCUCAAAUGGCUUAUAAUGUACUGCCCAAUUGGCUUUUAAUUUACUGUCCCUUUUCUAUUUAUCCUCUUUUGUGUGUCCUUUCUAACUUGUCUUUUGCAUACUUUUAUGAUGUGCGCCCACUCUACAACGCGGUGGGCGGCGGAGGAGAGGCCAUUGAAGGACGUUAUUUUGAGGCAUCGAGUAGAUCAAAUCGCUCAUCACAGGCUCCGAGAUGAGAGAAACGUCUUGGAGGAUGAGUUGCGGGAUGUGAAGGCGUCCUACGCUUCCUUGAUGGGUGAGAUGCAAGAAGCCCGCAUUCGUCUGGUUUCCUCCGAGCAGCGAUUGCAAGAGGUCCUCAUUGAGGUUUCUGCUUCGAGAGAGACUAUUGCAGAGCUGAGGGCAUCUAAGGAUGCUCUCCGUCUGGAGCUCCAAGCUGUUAAAGAGGAGCUCAAGAACUCUAAGGCAAAGCUGCAGGGAUUGAAGACUUCUUCUGGCGACUUAAAGGAUUUCUUCAGAGGGUCAGCUGCUUUGGAUGAGGUGGUCGGGGACAAGAUUUUCCUUGCCAUGUCCAACCUGUACUUCUUCAACCGCUCUAGAGGAAUGCAGGUGGACUUCAGCGCAGCCUUUCACCCCUUCACCGUGCCUGAUUUUGAUGAUGUAUUUCCUGCUAGGGCUUCUGCUGCCAACCGGGGAGAGUAUUUGGAUGCGGAGCCUGGGUUGGAUGUCAUUUGAGGACUGAUAUGAUAAAGUCGAGAGCACAAACAUGGAUAUGAUAAAGGCUUAAUGUUAUUAUCUAGUACCAGUUUAAACCUGUAGACGGACCCAAGGAACUCUCUCUCUUUGCCUUGACAUAAUUUUUAGGAAUGGAACUCUUUCCCCCCCCCCCUAAAUAUUAAAUUAAUUCCAAGUUUUGUUGAAAA
Molecule: messenger RNA, 1587 nt
Organism: Populus trichocarpa (black cottonwood)
Lineage: Eukaryota; Viridiplantae; Streptophyta; Magnoliopsida; Malpighiales; Salicaceae
Exons: 2
Coding region: 794-1399 (201 amino acids)
Source: RefSeq, a predicted model, not a curated record